AUGGACACCUCCCUCAAAGGACCCGGCGAAGCCCAAAAACACGACGGCAGCGCCCUCCGCAUCGGAAUCGUCCACGCGCGCUGGAAUACCUCCAUAAUCGAGCCGCUGCUCGCCGGUACCAAAAAGACGCUCUUGGCCAGCGGCGUCAAGGAAGCGAAUAUCGUCGUGCAAUCCGUGCCCGGGAGUUGGGAAUUACCCAUUGCGUGUUCCAAACUCUACUCAGCCUCUCAAAUCCAAUCCACGCAAAGCUCCUCCCUCUCCGCCGGCGACCUCCUCGGCUCUUCCACCACCGAUCUCACCUCCCUCCCCACGCAAUCGCAAACCGCCGCCUCCACCGCCCCCUUCGAUGCCAUCAUCGCCAUCGGCUGCCUCAUCAAAGGCGAAACCAUGCAUUUUGAAUACAUAGCCGAGAGCGUCUCGCAAGGUCUCAUGCGCAUCCAAUUAGACGCAGGUGUUCCGCUUAUCUUUGGACUCUUGACCGUUCUCACGGAGGAUCAAGCGCUCAUGAGAGCCGGUGUGGGUACAACCGAGAAGGGGAAGGGUCAUAAUCACGGAGAGGAUUGGGCUGCCGCCGCUGUGGAAUUGGGGGUUAAGAAGAGGGAGUGGGCUGCCGGAAAAAUUGCAUGAGGGGGAAUGUAAUUGCUAUUCAUAUUUUGGAUUGAGUGAUGAAGGAAAGAAGGAGUAUGGAUUAUUGGACGAUUGGAUGAUUGGAGCAUUUGAGGUGAUGUUUUGCUUCUAGAUUUGAUUCACCAAGGACCGCACAUGUUGACACUGAAAAAACAAUGGUAAAAAAAAGUCGUUGAUUAAUUGGCGGUAUGAGUUCGAUCAUUAAAACAAAAAGAAAGAUCAAAAAAGAAACCCGCCCAGAUCUGAAGA
This is a messenger RNA of Botrytis deweyae, 876 nucleotides long. RefSeq lists its product as uncharacterized. Gene Ontology annotation, biological process: riboflavin biosynthetic process. The transcript has 3 exons. Bases 1 to 627 code for a protein of 208 amino acids. Gene Ontology annotation, cellular component: intracellular anatomical structure; riboflavin synthase complex; mitochondrial intermembrane space. Lineage: Eukaryota; Fungi; Ascomycota; Leotiomycetes; Helotiales; Sclerotiniaceae. Gene Ontology annotation, molecular function: 6,7-dimethyl-8-ribityllumazine synthase activity. The record is from RefSeq and is a predicted model, not a curated record.